CAGCUCACUGAUAAAGGCGGCCGUAGUUCAAACUCCCUCGCAGCGCCGUUUCAAGAAUCACGUGCCAUUGAAUCAAUAUCAACAUUGUGACAGCAUAAGGGAUGUCGUGUGCUAGCUUUACAGUCUUCUCGGUGUAGUUUGGCUCCUUUUAGAACUGUGAAAUCAUGGGUUAACUUUUUUUUUAAAUCAGUAAUUCUUCUCUUAAGCCUGCCACUUGUGCCGCUAUGGAUUGAUCGCAUGUGACGCUAAUUAACCAGCAACCUGUGUGAAUGACAGCUUUGUCCUGAGUGAAACAGUGGACAGUAUAGAUGUAUGUUUGACCUGGCACGGACAAUGUGACAAGUGUCUGGCACUGCCCAACUAGAAUUAAUACCACACUGAAAAAAACAUUCCAGACUUGUGAAUCGUUACCAGGUGCUUAAAUUCCGAUAAAUAACGACAGUCUGACAGUAGAUCUAAUUGGUAAAUCAUUGUAUUUGUACGUUAAUGAAAACAUGUCUCGUACUCUAUCACAUUCCGAGUCUGAAAAUGAAGAAUGCCGACCGCUGAUCCGCGAUGAUGGUACAGAAUCGAAACAGAGAGAAGAUGCGUCAUGUCAGUGGAUUCAGGCGAGACAUUUCCUGGCUCUCAUGGCCUUCAUGGGAUUCUUCAACGUCUACUGUCUCCGCGUCAACCUCAGUAUGGCAGUGGUUGCCAUGGCGAACACAUCCUCCAGCACACACAAUAAUGACUCCACCUCCCAAUGCAGACCACUAUACAACACAUCAAGUCCUUCACAGAACAGUGGAGAGUUCAACUGGGAUGAACAGACACAAGGCCUCAUCCUUGGUGCCUUCUUCUACGGUUACGUUACGACGCAGGUGCCGGGUGGAUUCCUGGCAGAGAGAUAUGGCGCCAAGCGUAUCUUUGGAUUUGGAAUUCUGUGCACAUCAGUCCUCACACUGUUCACACCGCUAGCAGCUCGAUGGCACCUCUACGCUUUCUACACUCUCAGAAUCCUGGAGGGCAUAGGGGAGGGUGUGACGUUUCCUGCUAUGCAUGCCAUGUGGGGAAAUUGGGCCCCUGUCUGGGAGCGGACUAAACUUGCAGGCUUCUCAUACUCAGGGUCUCAGCUAGGAACAGUGAUCUCAAUGCCGAUAUCUGGACUGCUGUGUGAGUCUGACUUCCUUGGGGGAUGGCCAUCAGUGUUCUAUAUAUUUGGUGCUGUAAGCUGUGUAUGGGUGAUUGCUUGGUUCUGUCUCGUACAUGAAACACCAUCCGACCAUCCUCGUAUUUCAAAAUCAGAGAAGGAAUAUAUCGAGAACUCUAUUGGGAAAAGAGAGAGGCUGCCUACCCCUUGGAAGAAGAUCCUGACCAGCAGUGCAUUGUGGGGGAUUGCUGUGGUCAGUUUUACCAACAACUGGGGAAGCUACGUCUUUCUUACCUGCCUCCCAACAUUCAUGCAGAGAAUUCUUAAGUUCGACAUCAAGUCUGAUGGUCUGCUGUCUGCAUUGCCGUAUGUAGCAAUAUGGAUAACACAGAUGAUGUCUGGAUUCAUCGCAGAUUAUCUCCGUACAAACAAUUACCUCAGUACCUUGGCCACUCGUCGGCUAAUGACAUUAAUAGGUGAGGUGCUGCCAGCUGCAGCUGUGAUCGGCGUCAGCUAUGUCGGUUGUGACCAUAUAUGGGCUGUGGUCCUUUUGACUGUUUCCCUUGGGACGAAUGGCAUCAGUAUGGGAGGCUUCAAUGUCAAUCACCUUGAUAUUGCUCCCAAAUUUGCAGGUGUGAUGCUGGGGAUCACUAAUGGUAUAGCCUCCAUCCCAGGAUUCCUGGCCCCGGCAGUUGUGGGCUACAUCACCAACAAUAGGGAAACUAUUGAGGGAUGGCGAUAUGUUUUCUUCCUGACUGCUGGGAUCUAUGUCGUGGGUGCGCUGGUGUAUGUUGCCCUGGCCCGCGGAGACGAAAUGGCAUGGGCCAGGGAGAGGCCGUCGCACAGCAGCUCUCUCAGUGUGAGUUCUGCCAAUAUACAGACACACAGACAACCAUGGCAGCCGCCGCCGCAACAGGAAGUCGACAUCCCUCCACCACCAGAGUACACAGAAACAUGACAUCACCCGUAAUUCAUGUACUUUUAUAUCAAGAUUAUGUGUAACAAAAAAUAAUGUGGUUGUCUUUCUGAGUGAGAGUCAAGAGUUCACCUGAUUAUGAUUUUGUUGUUUCAUACGUUUUAAUGAAAGUGAUAAAUGCCACGACCUGCACGCUGUGAUGUUACUGAGAUACUCUUCAUUGUGAUCAAAGAUUACUCCAUGUAUUUCUUAAUGUUAAAAUCUUGCAAGGUUUUUCUGUGCCAAAAUAUACAUGGUUGACAAAACAAUUUUAAUAAGUAACUUUGAUGCAUUGAUGGUCAUUGUUUAUAAGUUUCGUUAUUGUUAUUGUCACAAUAUAUCCAGUAUAAAUAUAAAGUUGCUGAAUUCACUCUUGCAAGAUGUUCCUCAAAGGCAAUUUGUAGAACAUGUCUUGAACCCAUGAUGUGAUGUAGUCAUACUGAUGUACAGUUGAACCCUGUUGUCUCAAACUAAAUUUGUCGUCCUGCAUUAAAAUAAUUUAGGACAUACCUUGAUACGUUGGAAAAACACAACUUGGAUUUUGUAGCAAGUGUACCAUCUUCCCGAGGCAAGUGAGUUAACUGACUAUAAAAGUCCAGUUUCCACCCUUGCCGAACUAGGCUGGUAUUAUGGAGUUACAUUUUGGCUGGGCUAACGAGUCUAUGCAUAGUCC
Molecule: messenger RNA, 2757 nt
Organism: Haliotis rufescens (red abalone)
Lineage: Eukaryota; Metazoa; Mollusca; Gastropoda; Lepetellida; Haliotidae
Product: sialin-like
Exons: 11
Coding region: 495-2087 (530 amino acids)
Biological process (GO): monoatomic anion transport; transmembrane transport
Molecular function (GO): transmembrane transporter activity
Source: RefSeq, a predicted model, not a curated record